AUGGCAGAAGCUUUCAUUGGCUUGAGUGUGCAGGUUGAACUUAGUAAUGGCUCCUCGUUGGAAGGAACCGUAUCUCAUAUCGAUUCUCACACACAACUGUUAACUCUUAAAAACGUAAAACUUUUCAACAACGGUCGUACCCAACAACUCGCUAUAUAUGGAGUAGCUGGCACAGAUAUUAAAGAUCUUCAAAUACUUGCUUCGAACCCAUUAAAUCAGUCGAAUAUCUCCUCUCAACAGCGACAAAUACAAACUCCUUAUAAUAAUGCAAUAAAUCUAGAAACUGCUAAACUACCUUCACAAAACUCCAUCUCUACUCCAAAUAAUGCUACGAAAUAUGAAACGAUUCAAAACCAACUGCACUCCUCUAACCUGUUAUCGAGGUCGCCUUUUACAGAUCCAGCAAUUAUUUCGCCAAUUCAUUCUCAACAAACUUUAUCUGGCUCACGAACACCCUCAAAAACAACUCAAACGGGCUCAACAAUAGAUAGUGAUUCUAAAGGUGAUGAAGAAGAGGAACUUAUGAAAACUUCUAACGGUAAUCAUCACAAUGGUGGUGAAUCGAGCGGUGCCGAGUCUGGAAGUUUGACAUACGAUCAAAAAAAGGCAACAAGAAGGAGAAAGAAUCAUAAUACAAACGGACAUUAUCAAAGUUCACGAAUGCCUCAAUCUCCUGCAAGACGGUCCAGACGCGGCCGUAGACAAACUCAUGAGUGGGCUGGAGGUGAUGUUAACGAUUUUAAAUCGAAAGACUUUGAUUUUCAAGGCAACUUAGACUUAUUCGAUAAAGAAAAAGUGUUUGCAGAAAUUAGAGAACUGGACUCUACAGCGCCAGAAAAUCUUCUUGUCAAUAUCAAUCGUAAUCCAAAUUUUCGUACAAAUGGUCGUAAUGGUGGCUCUCAAUUAAAUCAGGCUACGUUACCCAAGCUAGCAUCUCAUGAGAACGUUUUAGAAACUUCUUCACGAAAAUCAAAAUUUUAUCACACUGAUGAAGAAGACGAAGCUGCUAAUGAUGGUGAAGUUGACUCCGAUGGUUCUUGGAAAAAGAAGAAAAAAGCUAAUGGCGUUGGCGAUCAUAGGAAAGUUAAAAUAAGGACAUUAACUGGUGUUUCAUGUCCUACUGUUCAACCUGUCCAAAUGGUUGAAGUUGAAAGGAUUGCUGCGACGGAAACUGGUCCGAAUGAAGAUCAAAUGAUUGAAAAUGCCGGUAGGGGAGCUUCUAUGAUGUGCCUACAGGCACUCGGUGGUUCACGGCGCAUACAACCACAUAACCAUAAUGCUGCUCCAUUAGUUGUGAUACUUGCCGGUAAUAAUAAAACUGGUGCAUAUGGUCUUGCUACAGCCCGGCAUUUGGCAAAUCAUGGGUGCCAUGUGAUUGCAUGUAUUGUCGGAAAAGAUAAAGAAUUACUCAAAAGUGUUGCCUAUCAACAAAAGAUUCUACAUCCAACUGGUGGAAGAUCUGUUAAAACUGUGUCAGAACUGCCACAACAAUUCACCAACCCUGUUGAUCUUAUUGUUGACGCCCUACUAGGCUAUCAAUUCACUUUAAGAGAUAUAGUUGAUGAAUAUGAAAAACACUUGAUAUGCGAAUUGAUUGAUUGGGCUAACGUUAAUAAAGCGCCUGUUCUAAGUUUAGAUAUGCCAAGUGGUGUGAAUGGAAAUACAGGCAAUCCUAGCAAUCCCGUUCAUUAUAUUCAUCCCAAAUGGACGUUGUGUCUUGGUGCGCCUAAAAGUGGGUGUAAAUCCCGUGCUGUUACCGGUGAACUAUUUUUAGCUGAUAUCGGUAUUCCACGAGUUUGUUGGAAAAAAAUCGGAGUUAAAGGGUGGGGUAUGCCUUGGGGUAGCGAGUAUUUAAUUGGAUUGGAAUACGCCACUUGA
Dentiscutata erythropus is the source of this 1878-nucleotide messenger RNA. Lineage: Eukaryota; Fungi; Glomeromycota; Glomeromycetes; Diversisporales; Gigasporaceae. The record is from the annotation of a GenBank genome assembly.